This is a messenger RNA of Trichoderma citrinoviride, 1167 nucleotides long. RefSeq names its product serine protease. Gene Ontology annotation, molecular function: serine-type endopeptidase activity. NCBI's taxonomy places the organism in Eukaryota, Fungi, Ascomycota, Sordariomycetes, Hypocreales, Hypocreaceae. The transcript is spliced from 3 exons. The coding region runs from base 1 to 1167 and encodes 388 amino acids. The record is from RefSeq and is a predicted model, not a curated record. Gene Ontology annotation, biological process: proteolysis.
AUGGUCUGGGUGAAGCUUUUGGCCCUCAUCUUCAUGGCAGUCGUGCCAUAUACUACGGCUUCACCGGAGAUCAAUCCCCGGUUCCAUACGAUUUUGAGCCUUGCAGAUCUCGAGUAUGAGGACAAGUACGUCGUCGGUCUUCAAAACAACCUGUCGCCUACGGACUUGAAGAAGCAUCUCCUGCGCGUCUCCGCCGUCCAAUAUCGAAACAAGAACACCACGUUCGAAGGCGGCACUGGCGUCAGAAAGACAUAUGCCAUCGGUGACUACCGGGCGUACUCUGCGGUCCUCGAUCGAGACACCAUCAAAGAGAUCUGGAACGACACAGUGGAGAAGCCGCCCUGGGGCCUUGCGACACUCUCCAAUAAGAAACCUCACGGAUUCCUCUACCGCUACGACAAGAGCGCGGGCGAGGGAACCUUUGCCUACGUGCUGGAUACCGGCAUCAACACCAAGCACGUCGACUUUGAGGGCCGAGCCUCCAUGGGGUUCAAUCCACCCGAGACGGAACCGACGGAUAUCAACGGGCACGGGACCCACGUUGCCGGCAUCAUCGGCGGCAAGACGUUUGGCGUGGCGAAGAAGACGCAGCUUAUCGGCGUCAAGGUGUUUCUAGAUGACGAGGCGACCACGUCGACGCUGCUAGAGGGGCUUGAGUGGGCAGUCAAUGAUAUUCGAUCAAAGAGCCGCCAGAGCCGCUCUGUCAUUAACCUGUCUCUCGGAGGGCCCUAUUCGGAAGCGCUAAACAGGGCCGUCAACCACAUCUCCGACAUUGGUAUCCUCCCCGUUGUUGCUGCGGGUAAUGAGGGAAUCCCAGCCACGUUCUUCUCGCCCGCCUCCGCAGACAGGGUGCUGACAGUGGGAGCCAUCAACUCGGACUGGCAAGAGACCAACUUUUCCAACUUUGGCCCCCAGGUCAACAUUUUGGCUCCCGGACAGGAUAUCCUGUCGGCGUAUAUCAGUACAAGCAGGGCCACUCGCGUGCUCUCGGGCACUUCGAUGGCGGCGCCUCACGUUGCCGGGCUGGCGCUGUACCUGAUGGCGUUGGAGGAUUUCGACUCGACGAAGAAACUGAUGGACCGGAUAUUGCAGCUCGGGAAGAAGGAUAAAGUGGUCAACUUGAUGACGGACUCGCCGAAUUUGAUUGUUCACAACAAUGUUAAAUGA